Molecule: messenger RNA, 912 nt
Organism: Williopsis jadinii
Lineage: Eukaryota; Fungi; Ascomycota; Saccharomycetes; Phaffomycetales; Wickerhamomycetaceae
Gene: JNM1
Product: Jnm1p
Exons: 2
Coding region: 1-912 (303 amino acids)
Biological process (GO): mitotic spindle organization
Cellular component (GO): cytoplasm; dynactin complex
Source: RefSeq, a predicted model, not a curated record
AUGGAUCAAACCGAGGUUUACGAGACUUCCUCUGUUGAUGAUGAUUACGCACUUGCAAAUGAGCCCGAAUUGACAACGCGAGAUUCCAUAGAGGAAUUACACGUUGAUCUGGAUGCUGUUAGGGACAAGUUCGAGCGCAGUGGCGCUGUCCAUAACUGUUGUAGUGAUUUUGACGAUCGAAUCGAUCAUGGUGGUAAGGGGUUCAAGACCUAUGGUAGACAACCGUUAACUGUGAGGAUUGAUCUGCUGAAGCAGGAAUUGGACGAGCUGAUAUCAGAGAUCGACGAGACCAACGACGAGAAGGCCCAAAGUGAAAAGGAUCAGCUGAUCAGACUGUUCGAGGAGGCACAGACAAAGGUGAAGCAGAGGGGCAAGAUUGUUUUAAGCUCGUUGGACGCUGUUCAACCUGAGGUUAACGAGUGCCAUAAGAACGCAGCCGUGGACAGUGGUUCACUUGUACGUUUAGAAGACAGAAUUUCGCAGCUCGAGGGAUUAAUAGGUAAAACAGACGACUCGAGCUCCUUACAACAGCAGAUCAACCAACUGCAACGGCAUUUGCAAUUGGUAUCCAGCGAUUCGAUGCUACAGCAGAUCAUGGGCACCGUGGAGCAAGUCAACAAGAGAUUUGAGCAGAGCAUAGCACUGAGAAGAAACGUCGAGAUGGAAAUCGAAAUCCAGGAGGACGUUAAGAUACACGAAUUGUACGAAUUGGUCAUCGCUACAAAGGAUAUUCAACACCAAUUACCUCUCUUGAUCGAUAGGCUGGAGUCGCUCAAUGAGUUACAUUUCAAAACAGCAACUGCGGUGAGCACAGUCGACGAGAUGGAUGACAAGCUGAUGACACUGAGUAAGGAUCUGGACAAUUGGGAACACUGUCUAUCCCAAUUGGAGUCAAAAUUCCAGAGUAUAUGA